Messenger RNA from Arabis nemorensis, 897 nucleotides. The record is from the annotation of a GenBank genome assembly. NCBI's taxonomy places the organism in Eukaryota, Viridiplantae, Streptophyta, Magnoliopsida, Brassicales, Brassicaceae.
AUGGCGAUACAGGAACAUUGUGAGAGUGUAUGUGACGGAGCUUCUGAUGAGCUUAACUCUUCUAGAGAUGCCUUUUAUCUCAAGACAAGAAAGCCUUACACCAUCACUAAGCAAAGAGAGAAAUGGACAGAAGCAGAGCAUGACAAGUUUGUUGAAGCUUUGAAACUCUAUGGCAGAGCUUGGAGACGAAUCGAAGAACAUGUGGGAACAAAGACUGCGGUUCAGAUUCGAAGCCAUGCUCAGAAGUUUUUUACUAAGGUUGCUCGUGAUUGCGAUGUUAGCUCUGAGAAAUCCAUUGAGAUUCCGCCACCAAGGCCGAAACGAAAGCCGAUGCAUCCUUACCCUAGGAAGCUAGUGAUUCCUGAUGCAAAAGAGAUGGUAUACGCUGAGCUAACCGGAGCUAAGUUGGUUCAAGAUGAAGAUAGCCGAUCUCCAACAUCGGUUUUAUCAGCUCAUGGCUCAGAUGGCCUAGGUUCCAUGGGUUCAAAUUCAGCUCUUUCUUCUUCAGCUGAUUGCCAACACUCACCGGGGCUUGAGUUAUCAUCUCACACAGAGGAAUCAUUGUCUCCAGAAGCAGAGACCAAACGAAGCCUUAAGCUCUUUGGAAAGACUUUUGUAGUUGGUGAUUACAACUCUUCGACUAGCUCUAAUGAUUCGGAAGAUGUCAAGAAGAAGGUAGACUUGGAAACGCAGUCUGUUCGAUGUUCUACGUCUUCUUCUUAUUCUGAAAACGCUGAAACAGAAGCGACAGCGGAGUUUAAAAGAAGCGAUAGAUCAGCGUUUUCUCAGUUGAAAUCGUCGGUGAUUGAGAUGAAAGGGUUCAUGCCUUACAAAAAGAGGAUAAAGGUGGAAGAACCCAUUGACAGUGUAAAAAUGGCAUCAUAUCCUUUGUGGUGA